AUGCAGUCACUAGAAAAUGUGCUGAUAAACAACGACUUUAUUUACGAGACACGGGAAGAACCCGGAACAGAGAUCGUAACAGCGAUCUUCUUUCUUCAUCGGGACUCGAGAGUCAUGUGGCGUGCAUUCCCCCACAUCAUGAUGAUCGAUGCAACGUACAAGACAAACAUAUACAAUAUGCCCUUUAUCCAGAUUGUUGGUAUGACGCCUACCAACAAAUCGUUUAUUAUCGUGCAUGCCGUUGUUAGUAAAGAACGGGGUGAUAACUUUGUGUGGGUGCUUGAGAGGGUUAAGUCAAUGUUGGAUGAAUGUAUGGAGCCACGUGUGAUUUUAACGGAUAGAGACCUAGCCCUUAUGGGCGCGUGUGCUAAAGUAUUUCCAGACGCCUCCAGGCUUCCUUGCAGGUGGCACAUACAACAGAAUGUUAUGAAUCACUGCAAGGGUGCCUUCACAGACGACGACUGGAAGAAAUUUAUGUCAUUCUGGGGGACAUUGAUUGAGUCUCCAUCCAUACCCAUCUACGACUACCACUUGCGCAACAUGCGAAAGCGACUUGUGGAGUGCAAACGUUCUAGAGUCUUCAAAUACGUGUACGAUAACUGGCUAAAAGACUAUAAGGAGAUGUUUGUCUUUGUGUGGACUGAUAAGAGGCGCAACUUUGGUAAUCGUACUACAAACAGAGUUAAGAGCCAACACGCCAACUUAAAGAGAUACGUCGAAGAUAGGAGUUUGCUGGACCGUGUAGUUGGUUGUGUCCGGGAUAUAGUUGAGACACAGUUCGGUGAAAUAAGGAAGACUUUUCGAGAAAGCAUCGAAAAAACAAUGAAACACCACAAACACCCGAUGUUUCAACACCUACUUGGAAAAGUAUCCCACAAAGCCCUUGACUUGUUGCAUGGAGAGGCAAUUAGGAAGCUAGAUGUCUUGGAGCGCUUUAAUUCAUCAUGUGGUUGCCAAAUGUGGCACAGCUGUGGGUUGCCCUGUGCUUGUAGGAUAGAAAAAUACAUGCGUAAAGACGACUCCCUUGACGUGGUCGAAGAGCUAGAUGUUGUUAGACAACAAUUACAGUCGCACCCCCCAGCUCAGCAAAAAAGCCUGCUUUCAAAGAUUAAAGCGGUGUUGACUCCAACGAAAUCUACCAAGAAACCACCGGUUGUCCAACAAAAUACUCGUAGCCGACCAACAACAAAGCAGGUACAAGAAAGGUUGGACGAGGCCUCUCGUAUAGAUGAAGAAUUGAGGAGAAGCUCCUUCGGUGAUGCAAACACGUGCUUUGAAGGUUCACGACAAAGUAAGUACGAUAAACCUCGCCACAGCUCGUACGUUCCGUCUCAGGCCUCACAACAGUCGGUUAUAAGGUCCCAAAAACUCAAAGCGAGCCUAAGUCGUUCAAAGAGUUCUAAGAAGAAAGAGACACGAGAUGAUCACGGUUUUCCUUUAAUCAUUGGGGACGAGUACGUGGGAAUCAUCGAACGGUUUAAGUCUGACAUUCCGCCAGUGUUCCAUCCGUACGUCUCGUGCAUACGAGAUGUGAUGCCGGACGGUCAUUGUGGGUUUCGGUCUGUGGCUGUGGGCUUAGGGAUGGAUCAGAGUUCAUGGGGGCUUAUUAGAAGGGACCUUGUCCAAGAAAUGGAUCAGAACGAAUCGAUCUGGUUCCCAAUAUUUGAAGCAUGGGCUGAAGGUUAUUUUUACACGCAUCGUCAGGGCCUAAUUUGGGAUUCAGUGGCCGGUUGUGGGGAGAAUCACUGGAUGGACUUCCCCUUUGCAGGACUUCUUAUUGCACAAACGUACGGUAUCGGGGUCCACCUGUUAACGACAACCAUGGGUGCGAGUUCCACUUACUUCCCAAUACUAAGUCCUCCGGCUAAUCAACAACCAUUAUUCAUAACGCUUACACAUGUUAACGAGAACCACUUCAUACAUGUUAAGCUGGAAGGGGAUUAUCCUAUGCCACCAGCACACGGGCUAUGGUUGACCCACCGAAGACCCCAUACAGAACAAUGGGAAGAUAUGUACUUGCCACGUCUAGAAUGGUAUACAUCGAUAAUGAAUCCUCGGCCAAGAUCAAACCCCAGUCUUAAUUACAUAGAUAGUUACACGGAAGAAUGA
Molecule: messenger RNA, 2109 nt
Organism: Helianthus annuus (common sunflower)
Lineage: Eukaryota; Viridiplantae; Streptophyta; Magnoliopsida; Asterales; Asteraceae
Exons: 3
Coding region: 1-2109 (702 amino acids)
Biological process (GO): regulation of DNA-templated transcription
Source: RefSeq, a predicted model, not a curated record